UCUUCCUUUCCUUCCCCUCCAGAAUUAGCCAUUCUUAACUGUCCCCCAACUGCCGCCGGCGGGCGCCCUGGGAUGCUCUUGUACACAGUCCAGUUCUUGUGCUCCCUCCUGCGCGCCCUCCACAAGGCCAUGGCGUCCCUGCUCUGCUCCCCCACGCUCUCCGUGCCAGCAGCGUCGCCUCUUUCGCUGCGCAGGGGGAAUGUCAGUAAGGUGCACCCGAUCCAGUGCUUCGAUCAGGAGCAGCUGCUGAUGGUGCCCACCGCGCUGUCCAUGGAUGUCUUUGGGGCCUGCAAUGUUGGCAACGAUAUUAAGGUGGAGCAGCAGCAGGUGGAGAAGACGAAGAAGAAGGCGGCGUGGGCGGCGAAGAGGAGGCCAUCGAUGCUGGUGAUACCGGUGAGUGCACCGCCUGAGGCCGGCCAGGCGGUGGUGGCUGGAUGGGGAGUGGCGGCGGCUGUCGCGGAGAAAGAGGCCGAGGCGGAGGUGGAGGGAGAGGGGUUUUGGGUGGCCAGCAGGAGAGGAGCGAGGCACGGAAUGGAGGAUUCCUAUGGUGUGAUCACUCACAAAGAUGGAGCAGAUUCCCAGCUGGCAUUCUACGGGGUGUACGAUGGACACGGGGGCCGUGCGGCCGUGGACUUGGUCUCCGACCGCCUCGGCAAGAACGUGGUGUCCGCCGUGCUGGCUGCCACGGAGGCGACGCACGACGCUGUCACGGCGGCGAUCCGAGCCGCCUACGUGGCCACCGACAGCGAGUUCCUGCGCCAGGGCGUGAGAGGUGGUUCGUGUGCCGCAACGGCGCUGGUGAAGGGCGGCGACCUCUACGUGGCGAACCUCGGCGACUGCCGCGCCGUGAUGAGCCUCGACGGAGCCGCCACCGCCCUCACCUCCGACCACACCGCCGCCCGGGACGACGAGAGGGCCCGCAUCGAGAACUCGGGCGGGUACGUGAGCUGCGGCAGCAACGGCGUGUGGAGGGUGCAGGACUGCCUGGCGGUGUCCCGGGCGUUCGGCGACGCGGGGCUCAAGCAGUGGGUCAUCUCGGACCCGGAGAUCAGGAGGCAGCCACUGACGCCGGGUUGCGAGUUCCUCGUCCUCGCCUCCGACGGGCUCUGGAACAAGGUGUCCAACCAGGAGGCCGUGGACGCCGUCGCCAGGAGCCGUCGGAGUUCAAGUUAUUGCUGCAAGGAGCUCGUGGACUUGGCGAGGGGGAGAGGCAGCAGGGAUGACAUCACCGUCAUGGUGGUCGACCUUGAGAGGUUUCUGCGAUAGCGAUGCUCUCUGAACCGGACUGACACAAGACAUGCAUGCUUUCAGUUUUCAUGUGGAAGAAAUAACAACGGCAGAUGCUCUAGAUCUCUGUGGAAUGCUCCAAGGGCAGACCCCGAUGCUAUGGUGAGCAGCGUCGAGAAGGGGAUCGAAACUGGAGUAGCAAGCAAAUUAUCCGGACCGCCCCCGAUCUUGGGAGCAGAGAUACAGAGAAGCGAAAACUAACGUUGAAACUAACAAAUUAUGGUUCGUGUGGUUCGUGUGACGGAUCAAAAGCAGAGACACGGGAAAAGUGGACUGCAGAGCUGCGCCUGAAUUGAUCAUCUGUACAUACCGCGCCGAAAUUGUUUUGUUUAGCGGCAACUUGAAUAUCAGUUUGGCUUUUGUCGUUCG
This is a messenger RNA of Brachypodium distachyon (stiff brome), 1656 nucleotides long. Its product is annotated as probable protein phosphatase 2C 74. Gene Ontology annotation, cellular component: nucleus; cytosol. Lineage: Eukaryota; Viridiplantae; Streptophyta; Magnoliopsida; Poales; Poaceae. Gene Ontology annotation, biological process: protein dephosphorylation. The transcript has 4 exons. Bases 73 to 1266 code for a protein of 397 amino acids. Gene Ontology annotation, molecular function: cation binding; protein serine/threonine phosphatase activity. The record is from RefSeq and is a predicted model, not a curated record.